AUGCACUCUUGUCGUGGCAUCUCCACAUCAACAGUAUGGCACAUCAUUCAUCGCGUUGUCCCUGCAAUACUAAGCUUGAAGCGGGAGUUCAUACGAUGGCCUGGCCAGCCUCUAAGUAUCGCCGCUAAAUUCAGAGACAUCGCAGACUUUCCGUGUGUCGCAGGAUGUGUUGAUGGAACUCACGUUCAAGUGAACCCACCUCCCAAUGAUGAAGACGCCUACGUCAACCGCCGUCGUUCCAAAUCUCUGAAUGUCGCCAUGGUAUCAGGCCCAGAUUACACAAUCUACUUCUGUAGCAGUCGAUACCCUGGAAGGUGGCAUGAUUCACGAGUGAUUAAAGAAAGCUCUCUGUGGAUCGCCUUUGAGCAACAGGGGAACAGACCAUUCCCAGGAACAGUUAUGUUAGGCGACUCUGCCUACGCCUGUAACAGUCGGUUGAUCCCUCCUUUCAGAGGAGACGUAGAAGGGGCUUGCCGAAGGUUUAAUGAGGCACAUAAGAAAACACGAUGCACUAUCGAGAGGGCAUUUGACAUUCUCAAGAAAAGAUUUUACGCUCUCCAGACGGGUAUGAGUGAAAAACAUGACAAGAGCGGCCGAGCUUGUCCAGUGUGCUGUUACAUUGUACAACCUCUGCAUUCUAUUUAG
This is a messenger RNA of Pocillopora verrucosa, 645 nucleotides long. The record is from RefSeq and is a predicted model, not a curated record. NCBI's taxonomy places the organism in Eukaryota, Metazoa, Cnidaria, Anthozoa, Scleractinia, Pocilloporidae.